AUGGCCGCCGACCACAUCGAUACACGAAAAGGAAUGGAUCUCUACGAAAUAGGCUAUCGACAUGCGAUCAGCACAUACAACAAAGCUGUUGCCGCCGCCGAGGAUGUGCCAGAAGCCCUUGCUCCUGUGCUUUUAAAUCGCGCCAUGGCAGAGUUUAAGCUCGGCAACUUUGGGCGAGCACUUGGUGACUUAGAAAAGUCGCUGAGUCUCAUGCCCGGGAAUGCCAAGGCUCACUAUAGGGCGGUGCUCUGUGCGGUUGCGCUGGAAAAGUUUGACGUUGCUUUGCGCCAUUGCGAUGAAGGAGAAAACGUAGUGACCGCAAAUAAUAGUGCACAAGGUCGACGGGAUGUCGCUUUAUUUAAGCAACAGCGGUGGGUAAUGAUGAAAGCGAUGGAGAAAAGCAACAGUUACCAAAGUGAGAAAGAGAGAACGUUGCAGGUAGAGAGGGCACGCAAGGAGAAGAUAGCGUUGAUGGUUGAUGAGAGAGGGAUCACCAUGGGUCUACCAUUGUUUUCGCAGCAGAGGCGUUACUCGUGCACAGAACCACGGGAACGGGACGGGGUGUGGCAUUGGCCGGUGCUCCUCGUGUACCCUGAGGAAAUUGCUCGCCCAGGUGGUGGAGAUCAAAGCGACUUUUUGGAGGAUGUUGCAGAAACGACAAAAAUAGAAGAAAUUCUCGAGUGGAUUUUUGGAGAAGAGGUUGAAGCGCCGUCUUGGGAUGUAAAUCGAGUUUAUCGGUCCACAAACAGUUUACAGAUGCGAUAUCGUACAGAAUGGACCUUGAAGAUAGAAGACGCGGACUCAGAUGAGGAAGAGUCCUUCUGUGGAUCAACAUUGCCAGAAGAUGAGAUUGGCCACUGGAUGGACGUAAGCUCAUCGAGCUCGCUAAAGGAUGUACUAAGGAAAAGAAAUUAUAUUGUGCCCUUGUUUCCAGUAUUCUACGUGAUACCAAGAGAAAUCGAACUUGGGUGAGCUGUAGCCGCCGGUACGAAAAACCAGCUGUAGUCGGCUCUUUGACACAAGAGAAUAUAUACAUGAACAUGUCGGAAUGGCGGCUUUCGGGGCUUGAUCGCUAGCUCGUGGAUGAACAGAUAAGGCAGUGUGCAGUAUUAACUUACGGGCACGAAAUAAACAGGGGACGAGAUAUGAGAAACUCGUCUCACGGUCACGAAACGGCUGCGUUCUUGUACCUUACAUGGUGCUGAAAGUCGUGCAAGGCGGAAGAAAAUGGAUCCCGACCCGAAAGCGCCUUGAGCGAAAGCUCUGCGAUGAAGGAAAGAAGCGGAAUGAAGAUGGCGACGAUGGCUACGACAAAGAGACAGAGCUGGAGCAAGGCCUUCGGGAAGGCGAGAACGCUCGGAGGGCGGUCAAGCGGGCGCUCGUGACGGACAGGAAGGAGAGGCUGUGCGGCAGAGGGCAUAGCUCCAGUGCAAGAGUGGUGACCGGACCACUGGGUGAGAUGCGGUUUGCUGAAAACGAUGUUCGGGGGCCGGGCCGCGGGGAAGGGGGGUGAUGAAGGUGCAAAAGUUGGCAAUUGGGCGAAACGAGGACGGUGUUAUCAACAGGAUGCGGCUCCGCUUUCUCUGUCGGAGGAGCAGGCAAGGGGCGCGUUGAGCUCGUGAAAGAAGUUGUCAAGCAUGGCGAGGAAAGGACAGAGGAAGUUGAGAGCGAACGUGAUAAAAAAGGUAACAUACCGACAGAUCAGUGUCACCAAGUGCACAGAUGCGCGAUUCUUGAAAUGCUGGCAUCUGAUCCUGGGCCGCCCGCCAAGU
Chondrus crispus (carragheen) is the source of this 1772-nucleotide messenger RNA. RefSeq lists its product as hypothetical. Gene Ontology annotation, molecular function: protein binding. The record is from RefSeq and is a predicted model, not a curated record. NCBI's taxonomy places the organism in Eukaryota, Rhodophyta, Florideophyceae, Gigartinales, Gigartinaceae. The coding region runs from base 1 to 972 and encodes 323 amino acids. The transcript is spliced from 4 exons.